UUCCCUCCAUGUAUAUAUAAAUAUAUUGUCCAUAAAAUUCUCGGGUUCUGUCAAAGGUUUUCUCACCAAUGGCUAAAGAUACUACUGUUGCCGCUAAGAAGCGCACCACCAAGUCCUCAGAAACUGCCCCUUCAAUUGCCCACCCUCCUUACUUUGACAUGAUCAGCGAUGCUUUAUCAACAUUGAAGGAUCGAACGGGGUCCAGUCAACCAGCCAUAGCGAAAUUCAUCGAGGCCAAGUAUAAGGAACAUCUUCCUCCGAAUUUCCAGAAAAUCUUGUCCGUACAGUUGAAGAAAUUCGUCAAGUCCGAGAGGCUGGUGAAGGUCAAGAACUCAUUCAAGAUCUCUUCCACCGAGAAGCUGAAGUUCGCCAUCAAAGAGGCCCGGAACAAAGAAACCACGACCAAGUCAACUCCAACGCCCAAGGAAAAGGUGGCCAAGAAGAUUUCGGACAAGGGUUUGAAGACCAAGAGGCUGAGUCAGGUCAAAACCCCAGAGGCCCUCAAGAAAGCUAACAAAGGUCCCGACAAGAAGAAUAAGCGGCCCGUGGUAGAUGGAAAAAUCAAGAGGUUGAGUCAGGUCAAGACCCCAGAAGGUUUAAAGAAGAAGAAGAAUUCGACGCCUGCAAAGAGGAAGAGUGCGAAGCCCGCAGACUCUUCGUCUAGGCCAAUUAAGAAGGUUAGGAAAUGAAUAGCAAUUAGCAAUUUGUUGUUGCUAAUAAUUAAUAUAUUCUCGUAAUUAUAACGGAUAAUGUGGUAAUGGUACUCCUUGUAUUUACUUUUGCUGCUGAUUGUGGGAUUUGUUGGCGAUGAUAGAUGACAAUAUUUUGUAUGAUCAAAUGCUGUUGUUUUGCUUGUCUUAUGGUAAUUAUUGAAUCAUUAUUAUGUUUUA
Messenger RNA from Ziziphus jujuba (common jujube), 890 nucleotides. RefSeq names its product histone H1. The transcript has 2 exons. Bases 69 to 689 code for a protein of 206 amino acids. Gene Ontology annotation, cellular component: nucleus; nucleosome. Lineage: Eukaryota; Viridiplantae; Streptophyta; Magnoliopsida; Rosales; Rhamnaceae. Gene Ontology annotation, biological process: chromosome condensation; negative regulation of DNA recombination; nucleosome assembly. Gene Ontology annotation, molecular function: double-stranded DNA binding; nucleosomal DNA binding; structural constituent of chromatin. The record is from RefSeq and is a predicted model, not a curated record.